This is a messenger RNA of Naumovozyma castellii, 5016 nucleotides long. It is a transcript of the gene CMR2, whose product is annotated as Cmr2p. The coding region runs from base 1 to 5016 and encodes 1671 amino acids. The record is from RefSeq and is a predicted model, not a curated record. The transcript has a single exon. NCBI's taxonomy places the organism in Eukaryota, Fungi, Ascomycota, Saccharomycetes, Saccharomycetales, Saccharomycetaceae.
AUGGAUUUUUCAAUACCGCCAAAUCUACCGCUAGAUAUACAAAAUAAAUUAAAUGAACUGAUACAGGACUAUAAAGAUGAAAAUCUGACGGUAAAAGGUUACGAAACUAAGAGGAAAUUGCUUUUAGAAAACCAUAAGGUACAUACGACAAACCCAUUUUUUUCCCAUAAUUCGAUUAAUUCCUCUAUGACCAUGAGUCAUAAAUCAAAUGUAAUGCAUAUUCCAGGAAGAAAUCAAAGUCUAUAUUUAAACAAUGUUGCUGCUGACAGUACGUCUACCAUGUCAUCGCCAGUGAGUAAACGUGAAAGUAUAGCAGAAAUGCAACACUCCAUCUAUCGAGUUACGACAAUUAAUUCAAACUCAGGUUUCUCAACGCCAAGAAGAUACAAAAGAAAGUCAUCAUCCAUUCAAUUGUCAUUACCAUUCAAUAGCAGCCAGUACAAUUCCAGCGAUGGAUCAGAGGAAUCAAACCAUGUUGUCUACGACCCUAUGUUUCCAUUAUUGCCACGUCCCCUAGAGGAGAAGAAGAGCAAUGGUCCAAUAGGAUCUUUGCCUCUCAUUGUGCGGGGUAGAUUUGAGCAUUAUGGUAGUGAGAAUGCUAUGAUUAGUGUAAAUAGUAAGGGGAAAGAAACAUUCAUUUCUUGGGAUAAACUUUAUUUGAGAGCUGAAAAGGUUGCUAACGAAUUGACUAAACAUAAACUUUAUAGGAUGGAUAAAGUUCUACUUUGGUAUAAUAAGGAGGAAAUUAUUGAAUUCACAGUUGCGUUGUUGGGAUGUUUUAUAGCAGGUAUGGUGGCUGUUCCUAUAUCGUUCGAAUCUUAUUCACUUGGCGAAAUUAUAGAGAUUAUAAAAUUGACUAAUUCAAAAUUCAUUCUACUAUCAAAUGAAUGCCAUAAACAAUUGGAUAACUUGCACUCAACAUCAAAUAAUACGAAAAUAAAACUAAUAAAAAAUGAAUUCUUUCAACAAAUUACGUUUCUAAAGACAGACGAUUUGGGCACAUAUUCUAAAGCUAAAAAAUCUACACCGACCUUUGAUAUCCCAAACGUUUCCUACAUUGAGUUCACAAGAACACCGUUGGGAAGACUUUCUGGUGUUGUUAUGAAGCAUAAAAUAUUAAUAAAUCAAUUUGUGAUAUUGUCGGAUAUUCUGGAUUCUAGGUCAAUGCCACAUUGGAAAAAGAAAAAUAUAAGAAGACCUUUUGAUAAAAAGAUACCACAGCAGACAUCAUAUACUGGACUGGCAUCCAGAUUUGUCAUACUGAAUACACUGGAUCCAACACGAUCGACAGGUCUUAUAUUUGGUGUUCUCUUCAACAUAUUUUCUGGUAAUUUGCUAAUCUCUGUAGAUACCGCCCUUAUUGAGAAACCUGGUGGAUAUGAAAACUUAGUUGCCAAGUAUAGAGCCGAUAUUUUAUUGAAUGAUCAAUUGCAAUUAAAACAGAUAGUUAUUAAUUUCUUAGAAAAUCCUGAAUUAGCGAUUUCAAAGAAAAAACAAAAAGUGGAUUUCAGUUGUAUUAAAUGCUGUCUCACAUCGUGUACCACUAUUGAUACAGAGGUUACAGAGAUGGUCGUCCAUAAAUGGUUGAAAAAUCUUGGAUGUAUAGAUGCGCCCCUAUGUUAUUCACCAAUGCUCACGUUGUUAGAUUUCGGAGGGAUAUUCAUCUCUACAAGAGAUCAAUUGGGCCAUUUAGAGAACUUCCCAAUCCAUGACUCAAAGUUACGGUUACAAGAUCAGGUAUUUGUUAAUAAAGAAAAACUAAAGAGCAAUAUUGUAGAAUCAAGUAUAACUGCGAUGAUUAAUUCAUCGAGCUCGUUUAAAGAUUACCUUAAACUAGAAACAUUUGGUUUUCCAAUCCCAGGAAUGACAUUAUGUGUAGUUAAUCCAGACGAUAAUACUUUGGUUCCUGACUUAAGUGUCGGUGAAAUUUGGAUUUCUUCAAACUUUGUCACAGACGAAUUUUAUCAAAUGGAUAAAGUUAAUGAUUUUGUUUUUAAAGCAAAGCUAAACUACCCCAAAAUGUUUUCAUUCCUGUCACAAAGUAACGAGCUCCCAGAGCGUUCGUCAUCAUCCAAUAUUUCCAAAAUAUCUGAAAAGUUGGAUACAGUUUUAACAGUAUGCCCAGCUAACACGCCAUUUUUAAGAACUAAAUUGAUGGGAUUCGUUUAUAAUGGGAAAAUAUAUGUUCUUUCUUUGAUUGAGGAUAUGUUUUUACAAAAUAAACUAGUACGUUUGCCCAAUUGGUCACACACUUCUGAUCUUUCAAAAGUGAAAAAAGUGCAUAAACACACACACUCAAGUGGGAAAAAUUCCAUUUCAUCUAGGGCAUCAACAAUAAAAGAUGACUCCACUGCCAAGGAGUUAACAACAGUUGGGUCAAAACGUCAAGUUCAAACCCAUUAUCUGCAACAAAUCACUGAAACUGUCGUGAGGACAGUCAACACAGUAUUUGAAGUUUCAGCAUUUGAAAUAAAUGAAAAUAAGGAUGAACAUUUCCUUGUCAUGGUGGUUGAGAGUUCAUUGGCUAAGUCUAAGGAAUCCAUGACCUCUCCAGAUGGUGUAUUAAUAUCCAUGACGGAUAGACAGAAGGCUCAGUUUGAGAAAAGUAUGAAUGAUCUAACAGAUCAAAUAUAUCGAAUUCUCUGGAUUUUCCAUAAGAUACAACCAAUGUGCAUUGUUGUUGUUCCAAAAGAUUCUUUACCCAGACGAUACUGUUCGUUAGAACUCGCAAAUAGUACAGUGGAGAAAAAGUUCUUAAAUGGAGAACUGCAAUCAAAAUUUGUUAAGUUCCAAUUUGAUAACAUCAUUCUUGAUUUUGUGCCUCAUUCAGGGUAUUAUAACGAAAGUAUCUUCUCAGAGCAUUUAUCAAAUUUGAGAAGAACAUGCUUAGGUGAUAUUAUUAAGGCAAAGGAUCCAAAUAUUGAUAUGAAAUCGAUGUGGCAAACAUCUGGGAUUGAUUACAGGGAUACUUCCUUGGAUGUUAAAGAUAGAACUAAAAAAUUAACAGACUUUAAAACCAUAUUGGAAAUUUUAGAAUGGAGGAUUGCAAAUAAUGGGAAUGAAGCCGCCUUCACGGAUGGGGGUAAUUCAACGUAUGCCAAUUCGAAUAAUAAUGAAAAUAAUUUUCACUCAAAGGUCUCUUGGAAGAGCUUUGGCCACAUUGUGGGGUCGUUCUUGAAAAAGAUUGUUGGUUCUAAAGUGCCCCUCUCACCUAAUGAUAGAGUGAUUAUUAUGUGUGAUAAUUCCGUUGAAUAUGUCGCCAUUGUGAUGGCUUGUUUUUAUUGUAACUUUGUCAUUAUACCUCUUCCAAUAUUUGAUGAAAAUAAUGUUGGAGAUGAGUUCCAAUUUUUAACAACAAUUAUCAAGAGCUACAAAGUCAAAAGGAUUUUUGUGGAUGCAAGAACUCAUAACUUGUUAGAUAAUCAUCCGGCAACAAAUAAAAUAUACAAACGCUAUAAGGCACUAAUACCCAAAAUUACGGUGUUUUCGAAAAUUAAGAUAAAGAGUGAUUUGACUAUUAGAAUUUUCAAGAAUACUUUGCUGAAGAGGUUUUCGUAUAGACCAGGCGUAAAAUCAAAUACCAGUCCUUGCGUUGUCUGGGUUAAUCAAAAAUAUGAUACUUUGAGCAACAUACAUGUCACGAUGACGCAUCAUAUUCUAAUGAAUUCUUGUAAAAUUCUGAAAGAGACGUUGCAGUUAUCCAACGACUCCUCGCUGUUCUCUGUUUGUUCACAUACAUUUGGUAUUGGAUUUUUAAACAGUUGUUUACUGGGCAUUUACGUAGGAUCCACAACCAGUUUAUUUGCCCUCUCUGAUGUGACCGCAGAACCAAGGGACUUCCUUUUCGGGUUACAAAAUCUUCCUGUUAAGGACCUAUUUCUUGAACUAAAUACCUUCCGAAUGUUAAUGGAGAAGGCUUCAAUGGUAUUAAAAUCAAGCGCCCAAUCGAGGGGAACUAAGUCUAGUUCUAAGGAUUCAGGAAAAAAUUCAUCUAAGUCGUCAAUUCUUAGAGCAGACUUUAUGAGGAAUAUUCAAAACCUAAUGAUACCCUUCUCAACUAGACCUGACACCGUGACUGUUGAAAAUUUGUUGAGGAAAUAUGAUUCAAUUUUGAUAACAUCAACCCAAAUAAAUUAUGUCUAUGAGCAUCACUUUAACGCUCUGAUAUCAUUACGAUCAUAUUUGGAUAUUCCGCCUGUGGACUUAUAUCUUGAUGCAGUUUCAUUGCGUGAAGGUAUCGUUAAAGAGGUUGACCCGUCGAUAACAAAUGAAACAGAAUAUAUUAGAAUACAGGAUUCAGGUACUGUGCCAGUCUGUACAGAUGUCUCUAUAACCAAUCCAGAAACAUUGCUCCCCUGUUUUGAUGGUGAAUUCGGUGAAAUCUGGUGCUGUUCUGAAGGGAACGUUUUUGAUUAUUAUAUAUCAGACGGAGAUAAGAAAUUAUUGAAAGACCCUUUUAUCACUCAACAGUUCAAAAGUAAAUUUGACAAGAAAGUUGAUAAUGGUUUAACAUAUUUAAGAACUGGAGAUUUAGGGUUUAUUAAAAAUGUCACCUGCAAAAACUCGGAAGGAACACCUAUCAAUUUGAAUCUUCUAUUUGUUUUGGGAUCCAUUAAUGAAACCAUUGAAGUUCUAGGGCUCACACAUUUUGUUUCAGAUUUAGAGAGAACUGUGAAGGCAACACAUGGUAGCAUUAUAAAUUGCAUAAUUUCCAAAGCAGGAGGAUUACUUGUUUGUUUGGUUCAAUGUUCAGAUAGUGUACAAGGGAAACUAGGAAACAUAACGUCAUUAAUCGUGUCUGGAUUAUUAAAUGUUCAUGGUAUUGUUCUGGAUCUUUGUACGUUCGUAAAAAUGAAAACGUCAAGAAGAUAUAAUGUUAGUGAUUGGGCAAAUAAUCGUACUACGGUGAUGGAAGAUUGGUUUUCUCAAGAACUUGAAAUUGAAGAACAGUAUGGGAUUAAUUACGGUGAAAAUAUUUCAAUAUACCUUCUUUCGGACUUUGAAAAGGGGAAUUAA